UGUGCGUGCGCGCGCGAGCGAGCGAGCGAGUCAGUCAGUCAGUCAGUCAGUCGCCAGUCUCGCGCGCGAGCUCGAAACGAGCAGCAGUUUUCGACUCUCCGGCCGCUCAGCUGCGCGUACGGGAUCUCGCGCGUUCGUAAAAGCCCGAAACAAAGAGCGCUCCUCGGUGUGGACUCUCACGCAAAGGAUUUGAGGAGUGUAAAGAAAAAAAUGAUCGUCAAGGUUGUGUGUUCGUCACCGGCGCAUCCCGCUUUGUGCGCGUGAGGAGGAACCGUACUGUCGCGCGGCGUGCUCGCCUGUGUCUCGCCGAGCCCCCAACAUGGCGCUACGAGGCGCGAGCGGACCGAAUUAGUUUUUUGUUUGUGUGUGUGUGUGUGCGUGAGUCCGUUCGCGGGAGUCCAAAGGGAAGUCUUCGCAUUUGCGCUCGCGUUUUCCGCCACAUGGACUUGCGCUCUGUUCGGACAAAGGAACGGGAUUCUCCCUCGGAGCUUUAUUUUGGGAAUUCAAAGAUGCGCCUGUCUCUUCCGCGCUCUGCACCGCGUACUUCUCUGAACGGAUAUUCGCGGAGACGCUGAAGUCCCGAAAACACCGGCUCGACCCCGGGCGCUCACGCGUCUCCACUUUCAACUCGGAUAUUUUUUUUUUGCCCCGUCCCGACACAGCGCUCCGUCCUUUGUGAGUUCGAGCGAGAGGAGAACACCGCUCGUGCUCACGGAGCACCGGAUUUCACACUUCUCAUUCAUAACAGGAAGUCAAUCAAGGGAUGGUGCUGGCUAAAACAUCCAACGUGAACUAAUCAAGCAAUAAAAGUCGUGAUUCAAAGCAUGGUGGAUGCAAGUGCAGCCUGCAGAAUGAACCCACUCACAGCACUUGGCAUUGAUCGGAGCAGCCUAAUGCGGGAAAGCCUCCACGUUCAUGGGGGAAUGGUUUAUCCAGCAGGAAUCCGACCCCUGCCAACAGAAAAAGGCUAUGUUGGGGACCGGAUGCCAGAAUUACUCUAUAAACCUGAUGUGUCGCUGGACGGCAGAAAGGCCACUAAUGGCUAUGUUGGACUUUAUAAAAGCCCAGCACCAGGGAUUCAGAAACCUCUGGUCGUGCCUGGCACCGGUGCAGAAGCUUUGGGCUUGGAUAGGCAUGUCGGACCUGUUGAUAAGCCCUCUGAUCUGGGAUUAAAUGGUGGCAGCAGCACCAGCUACCUGCGUCUCCCGUGGACAAGCCCUUACCACGAGGCGGGACUGUAUCCCUUUCUAGACUCCACCAAGUAUGCUGCUUUGAAUAUGUACAAAGCAUCAUUUAUGUCACAGCCUUCACCAUACCUGCCCCAACACCUGGCCUACCAGUCGCUUUGUCCUGGGGCAGGAGGAAGUGCAGCUGGUGCUGAGCGCUUGUUUUACAUGCCACCGUAUCCUUCAACCCCCAUUUCUUCAACUCUUGCCUCUCCUCUAAGAAUCCCCACAGCUACAGUAGCUCCUACAGGACUGUCCCCACUGGUGCAUCAUCAGGACAAGACCUUACAGAGCAUUGGGCCAAGGAUUCACCAUGAGCCCUCUGCAUUUGGGCAGCAAAUGUUGCAUCAGCAAGCUCAGGCCCACCACCAGGCGCAAAGUGAGAGGCAACACUCUAGCAGUGGAAAUAUUAAUAGCAGCAGCGGCAAGUCCAGUCGAAUCCCUUCCAGCAAGAGCUCAAGCAGCAGCAGCAGCAGUAGCAGUAGUAGUACUAUUAGCAGUAGCAGCAGCAGCGCAAUCAGUAGUAGUGCUAGCAUAACCAGCAACUCUAGUGCCAGUAUUCCAGUAGACUCGAGCCCUUCUCUGGUGAUGCAGGCACCCCGCCCCACUCCACGGCCCUCCCACCCCGCUGGUGCUCCCCCACCUCUUGUGGACAGCACUUCAGACUUUCAAAAGACUGUAUUUCGGAGUCCUUCAUCCUCGCUUGCAACCUCGUCUGCUUCGGCAGUUUCCCAUCCAUUCUACAUAUCCCAAGAGCAUCGCUCCCCACUAAGGCCUGCUAGUCAGAAGCCCAAGUCUAAAGAAGGGAGCUCGGAGCAGCACAGGAGUGGAGCAAGUGAGAGGAAAGGCUGUAGUUCACCCAGUAAAACCUCCGCUGAGAAACCUGUACAACAGGGGCCCCCUACCAAAGACCCAGCAGACAAGCCAUUAGACCUAUCUGCCAAGAUCAUGGAUUUUGAAGGACCUCCUAAUGGAUUUCCUCCAAAGCUGGAGGCUUUAGCAAAUCUGGGCUACUCUCCCAACUCUCGUUAUGGACUUCCUCCGAGCAGAGAGCUUCUAAAAGAGACUCUUUCCCCCUCAUCCUCUGCUGUCAGCACUUCUUCUAAAACUCCAGAGAGGCCUGAGAUUAUUAGCACUUUACACUCUUCCUGGGUGGUGCCAAGCACGACCCAGGCACUCUGUUCUGAUGCCAACCACAACAAAGGUUCCACUGUCAUCAAAAAUAAGAAUCUAGAGCAUGUCAUUUCACAGCCAAGGAGCUCUUCAUGUCCAAGGAUUGGAGAAUCUAACAGUGGUGUUGUAUCAAACCCUACUCCUGUUGUUGUAACGUCCACAUGUCGUCCAUCAUCUGCAUCACCGUCUCCUAAGGUGAAUGGCGAGUGGCCGAAGUCUGCACCCACCCCACCAGAAAAGGUGCAAUCUACUAAUCGUGGUAGCAGCCAGACAUUGGCUUUGAAGCCAGUGAAGACCCCUAAAAAAUCAGAUACACCUGAAAUUGUCUUCAAACCCCAGCAGCCACACAUAGAAAAUGGACAUCCUCCCCCUCACCUCUACAUGACCCAAGGGGAAGCCUACUUGCCCUCUAGCUUAGCGUAUGCUAACAGAUACCUUCCAUACACUGUUCCAGAAAGCAUGUCACUUCCACACCUGCAGUUGCCCGGCAAAGGGCCAGUGUACCCCCAUCCAGUCCUGCUGAACAGCAACAGCUUAUAUUCUACUCGUUUGCCUCACAAGCCUGGUCUUCCUUAUGGAAUACCAUCUAGUCAUGGAGAGUAUGUAACCUAUCAUGAUUCGCAAGAGAUGGUCCAUCCCCUAAUGUCUCCCCACUUGCCUCUUGACCCCAAAGUCAAUGAGCGACUCGAGCCGAGGUCCAGGCCUCAGGAGAAGACUUGGCAGCACGAGGAGUCCCCUUACAAGCAGCACAGUGUGUCGGACACGGACACGCGCUACACAGCUGAGAGGGACUCUGAGGGGCCAGAAGUUCUGGGCUGUAAACCUCACACAGCGAGCAAAGAUGACAUCGUCUGCAUCGACCUGGUCCAAGACGACACAGAUGGCAGUCCUGAGCCAGACAAGUACAGCACUAUUCCUGCCAAGCAGAGAGAGCCCACCAAGCCAGCCGGCAGCGGGACAGGGGAUGGGACGAGGAGUACUGGUAAUUCCAAAGUGAAGGAGCCAGAACUCAUGCAGAUCCUGCGCUCUAGCCAGCCAGUUGAAUACAAGCCAGCUGAGGCUGAGCGGCGGCCAGAUCCCUGCAGUCCUCCAGAGCCACAGGAGCAGGCCGAGUCUCCUGGGCAAAGCCAGGGUGAGGAAAGUUCCAGUGAGCACAGCCCGCUGCCUCCUAUGCUGGAAGAGCAGACUCUGCGCUGCGCCAGGACCUCCGGUGACAGGGUCCGACCAGACUCCGCAAAUUUCAAACCCGAUAGGCAUCAUGCCAUCCGGCAGUAUAUGGAUCUGGGCAAAGAACGAGAAAACAUGGAAUCUCCCGAGGAUGAGGAAGACGGACACGGGUGCUCCAAAAACAAACGGUCCAGCCUGGCUAAGAGGAUCGCCAACUCGUCAGGAUAUGUGGGUGACCGCUUCAAGUGUGUUACCACUGAGCUUUAUGCUGAUUCCAGUAAAUUGAGCCGGGAACAGCGUGCCCUACAGAUCGAAGUCCUAUCAGCAGAGGACAGUAAUUUCAGUCAGCCAGCCGCUAACUGGGAGCGAGCAAUGAUGCGUUUCUCCGAGCUGGAGCUGAAGGAAAAGGAGGGCUGCGCUUCUUCCAGCACCGGGCCAUGGAGAGAGCGAGAGAAGGAGAAAGAGAGAGAGAAGAGUUUGGCCGAGAGCCAGCAUGGAGAAACGGAGUGGGAGCCGAGCCAGCGCUGCUCCAAACCACCAACAGAGCAGCACAACGGUGGGAACCGUGUCCCCGUCCUGCAGCGCUGUGGUCCUCCAGAACGUGACGUGAGGGAAGAGAGGAAGGAACACAUCCAAGCCUUCCAGGACGCCAAGCAGCGUUCGUCCGAGGACAGAGAGAAGGAUGGAGAGAAAGAGCGAGGGAGGGAGAGAGAGAGGGAUGAAGACGAGGAGGAGGAGGAAAAGGCCAUGGUGCCGGCCAAGCGGGCUCGACUCAUGCCAGAGGCGUGGUGUCCAGCGUCCGAACAGGAAGUGAAGAACCUGAAGGUGUGUAUCGAGCUGACGGGGCUGAGGCUCAGCAAACCAAGGCAGAUCCAGCAGAUCCAGCAUUUCCAGGAGCUCUGGGAGCAGCAUGACAAGCCUGACCUCUGCCCUCGCGACGGGUCAAAGGUCACACCAUGCGCUGAAAGAAAGAGCAAGACAAAUGGAGACCUGGAGAAAGGAAUGGGGAGGAGGGUGGAGGAGGAUAGGGGGUGGGGCAGAGAUGUGAUGGGAUACGCCGACCCUGAUUCAGCCGUCCCGGUUCUUUCCGCGGAAAAGCUCCGCCCCUCACCGUCUCCCGACGUCGCCCUUUCGCCUCGCCCACGGCGUCACGGCGACCUCGAAAAACCCAAAGGCAAGCGCCAGUGCAAGACCAAACACCUCGGGCAACGAGAGCUCAGGGCACUCACCCAGCCAGCCAAUGAGGAGCUUAGCCCCGCCCACUCGCUCAAGGUUGCGAAGCGCAGCUCUCAGAAGUCAGAUUACGAGCCCAAGCCGUCGCCCCCUGUGCCCACCGCUGUCACCACGGUGCCCGCUGCUGUCGCCACGGCGACGUCUGCGCCCGCUCCGAUGCCCCCUGAGGCUCGCAGACUCAUCGUGAACAAAAACGCCGGAGAGACGCUGCUGCAGAGAGCAGCUCGCCUCGGCUAUGAGGAGGUGGUGCUGUACUGUUUGGAGAAUAAAGUGUGUGACGUGAAUCACCGUGACAACGCCGGUUACUGCGCCCUGCACGAAGCGUGCGCCCGCGGCUGGAUCAACAUCGUCCAACACCUGCUGGAGCACGGAGCCGACAUCAACUGCAGCGCGCAAGACGGCACACGGCCUCUACAUGACGCAGUGGAGAAUGAUCACCUGGACGUUGUGAGGCUCUUGUUGUCGUACGGCGCUGACCCAACGCUCGCUACGUAUUCGGGCCGCGGCCUGCUCAAGAUGACGCACAGUGACGUCAUGGAGACUUUCCUCUCCGACUACUUUGCGGACCUGCAAGGCCGAGAGGACGACGACCCCGGUGUGUACUGGGAGUUUUACGGCAGCGCUGUGUGUGAGCCUGCUGAGGACGCUGCAGCGUUUGACGUCCUGGCUGACCCUCCUGGUCCGGAGGAUGACGAUGAGGAAGAGCAGAGAGACGUGUUUGAGUUUGAGUUCUCUGACCGACCACUGCUCCCCUGCUACAACAUCCAGGUGUCUCUCUCACAAGGGCCCCGAAACUGGCUGCUGCUCUCUGACGUGCUGAAGCGCCUGAAGAUGUCGGCUCGCACCUUCCGCUCCACCUUCUCGCACAUCGAGGUGGUGACCAUCGCCGAAGCAGAGUUCUACAAGCAGGUGUCGCUCAGCCCGCUCUUCUCCUGCCCCGAGGAGCUGGACGGCUUCCUGCCCGACAGCAAGGAGCUGCUGGACCUGGUGGAGAUCAGCGCCGAGCUCGCCGCCCUGCUCGGCUCCUCGCUCGAGUACCUGGACAACCGCUGGGAUCCUCGCUCAUGACACUACAACACACUAAACACUGACUCUCUCCCAGGAGUGACGCUGCCACGGACACUGAGGAGACUAACGGAAGCGUCCAGAACCGCUUUCCGAACCUGUACAGAGUGUACAUAGCGCAAGAGGACGAAUCUCGGAACGUGGAUUUAACUCUCCCGGCUCCGCGAAGAAAUGGACUCAGUCACAGAGAAGAACUUUUGUUUGAGAUGUUUUAUAUAAAAAAAUAUACAUAUAUAAAUAUACAAUCGCUGUAUUUUAUUUGUGAUUAUAUA
Hemibagrus wyckioides is the source of this 6136-nucleotide messenger RNA. RefSeq names its product BCL6 corepressor (gene bcor). NCBI's taxonomy places the organism in Eukaryota, Metazoa, Chordata, Actinopteri, Siluriformes, Bagridae. The record is from RefSeq and is a predicted model, not a curated record. Gene Ontology annotation, molecular function: protein binding; transcription corepressor activity. The transcript is spliced from 14 exons. Gene Ontology annotation, cellular component: nucleus. Gene Ontology annotation, biological process: negative regulation of transcription by RNA polymerase II. Bases 825 to 5867 code for a protein of 1680 amino acids.